Molecule: messenger RNA, 542 nt
Organism: Symbiodinium necroappetens
Lineage: Eukaryota; Dinophyceae; Suessiales; Symbiodiniaceae
Source: the annotation of a GenBank genome assembly
GUGAGGGCAUGCGCACCACACCCUCCAUCGUCGGCUUCGGUGAGCAGCGUCUAGUGGGCAUCCCGGCCAAGCGUCAGGCAGUCACGAACCCGGAGAACACCAUCUUCGCCGCCAAGCGGCUGAUCGGUCGAUCCUACGACGACGAGGCGACGCAGAAGGACAAGAAGAUCCUCCCCUACAAGAUCAUCAAGGCGCCGAACGGCGACGCAUGGGUCGAAGCGGAGGGCAAGCAGUAUUCCCCUAGCCAGAUCGGGGCUUUCGUGUUGACGAAGAUGAAGGAGACCGCCGAGAGCUACCUGGGGCGGGACGUUGGAAAGGCAGUCAUCACGGUGCCAGCGUACUUCAACGAUGCCCAGCGCCAAGCCACGAAGGAUGCGGGCAAGAUCUCUGGCCUCGAGGUCAUGCGCAUCAUCAACGAGCCUACGGCCGCGGCACUGGCCUUCGGCAUGGAGAAGCAGGAAGGGCAAGUCUUGGCCGUCUACGACUUGGGUGGUGGCACCUUCGACAUUUCGGUGCUCGAGAUCUCCGGUGGGGUCUUCGAG